CAGGAGAUGAAGAAAGUGAAGGCAGCCAGGUGAAUCAGACAUGCACUUGUCAUGCGCACGGUGUUCCGACAGUGGCGAGAAGGAAGCAAGUGAGGAGACAUGAUUGGACACAGGAUGUUGAGGUGUUGGAAUCUUCCAGAGGGCACAUUGGAGGGAGGAUGCUGCAUGGAUGGGAGCUCCUCGACUUUGCACCCCAUCCCCAAAAAAGCCCUCUGUGUCAGUCUCCUAGCCUCUCUGCUACUGAUCCUUCUGGCUCUUGGUUUGACCGGACACCUUCGGUUGCCUCAAAAACACUUGCAGUCUUCACAGGCUGUUCGAUUCACUGCCUCAGACCCAAAUGGGAUUCUGUUCCUCAACCAGUCGGCAGUUGUAGACCAGGAGAAUGGCCUGGUGACCUUUACUGUGACCACAGGAGUGAAUCAAACAUCCACUGUGCUCUUUGAUACCAAACAUGGAAUAAUAUGUUACCAUCCAGCAUACCAGGAGAGGUGCUUGCUGUGGACAAUGGAAACAUCUGAUUAUGACAAUGUACGCUCCCUACUUCAAGCGUCAGCACACCAGCAGAGUCAGUUCCAGCUCUCUGUGAACGAGACCCAGAGGCGCACAGAGUUCUUUGGGGUCCUGGCUGCGAGUCAGGCAGAUAUCUCCACCUUGGAGGAGCCCAUCAGGCUCUUGUGUCGGGGUAGGACCAUCCACUGGACCAAGAGAGCUGAAGGGCCAGGCAGACAGAGGCUGGUCUAUUUCUGCAUUGACAUCUGCUUUCCCAAUAACAUCUGCAUGUCAGUUUGCUUUUACUACUUACCAGAGUAAUUCACUCUUUAGAAAUCAUGUUAUAAAGGUUGACAGUUUUUCUUUUAGCUCAUCCCACAAGACUAGUGGCACAAGCCAAAAACUGUCAGUUCUUUUAAGAGAUUAUUGAAACCUCCCUUUCUGGCAUCCCCUCUGCACUUGUACCAACAACCGGUGUAAUGACAGUGUUGUUCA
Corythoichthys intestinalis (scribbled pipefish) is the source of this 984-nucleotide messenger RNA. RefSeq names its product BRICHOS domain containing 5 (gene bricd5). The record is from RefSeq and is a predicted model, not a curated record. NCBI's taxonomy places the organism in Eukaryota, Metazoa, Chordata, Actinopteri, Syngnathiformes, Syngnathidae. Bases 100 to 810 code for a protein of 236 amino acids. Gene Ontology annotation, biological process: regulation of cell population proliferation. The transcript is spliced from 6 exons.